Molecule: messenger RNA, 1473 nt
Organism: Menidia menidia (Atlantic silverside)
Lineage: Eukaryota; Metazoa; Chordata; Actinopteri; Atheriniformes; Atherinopsidae
Source: the annotation of a GenBank genome assembly
CUGACACCUCGUGGGUUAGAGACAGAGUCCCACCGACAACAGCCCAUCUGUCUCGGGUGUGUUAAAGGAGUUCACAGGCGCAGUGCGGCUGGUGUCCUGUGGUGCACGAUGGCUCAGAACCAGGUGAUCCUGCAGUUCCGCUUCACCACAUUCGGGGACUCCAUGCUGCAGAAGAUGAACCUCCUUCGGCACCAGCGGCGCUUCUGCGACGUCACGGUGCGCAUCAACCAGCUGGAGGUUCCCGGCCACAAAGUGGUGUUUGCCGCCGGCUCGUCUUUCCUGAGGGACCAGUUCAUCCUUCAGCAAGACUCCAAAGAGGUCCAGAUCUCCAUGAUCCAGGAGGCGGAGGUGGGCCGGCAGCUGUUGCUGUCCUGCUACACGGGCCAGCUGGAGUUCCCCGAGCUGGAGCUGGUGCACUACUUGACGGUGGCCAGCUUCCUGCAGAUGGGGCACAUCGUGGAGCAGUGCACCCAGGCCCUGAGCAAGUUCAUCAAACCUCAGGCGCCACGCCAGCUGGAGGCGGGCGAGGACGCCAGGAGGGAAAAGAGGGUGGAGGCCUUAUCCUCCCAGGCCCAGAGGGAGACUGAGCCCUCCCAGGCUCGGACUGUCCCUCAGGAGGAGGACGACGAGGAUGACGAGGACGUUAUGGUGGGCCAGGUCGGAGGAGACACCAACGAUGACAGCGAGGACGACGACGUGAUCAUGGAGCCCAUGAGUCCUGUCCAGAUUGUGAGCCGGCGCCCGAAGAUGUGCGCGAUGGAUAACGACAUCACCAUCGUGAAAGUGGAGUCGGUGUCGGACGUGGCGGAGAACUCCGUCAGCGGCCACUUCUCGGCCAGCCCCCCGGCGGCGCUGCACUCCCCUGAGCCGCAGCACUCGCUCAUCAACUCCACCGUGGACAGCCGGGGCAGCGAGAUGGCGGCCCCAGCGGGCGCCGCCGGGUACCCGCUCAGCCCGCCGCCGCCGUCCCCGCCCGCGGAGAAGCACGGCGGGCACCAGCGCAGCUACGACAAGCCCCUGCAGUGGUACCACCAGUGCCCCAAGUGCGCCCGCGUCUUCCGGCAGCUGGAGAACUACGCCAACCACCUGAAGAUGCACAAGCUGUUCAUGUGCCUGCUGUGCGGCAAGACCUUCACGCAGAAGGGCAACCUGCACCGGCACAUGCGUGUGCACGCCGGCAUCAAGCCCUUCCAGUGCAAAAUCUGCGGGAAGACGUUCACGCAGAAGUGCUCGCUGCUGGACCACCUGAACCUGCACAGCGGGGACAAGCCGCACCGCUGCAACUACUGCGACAUGGUGUUCGCCCACAAGCCUGUGCUGCGCAAGCACCUCAAGCAGAUCCACGGCAAGAACAGCUUCGACAACGCCAACGAGCGCAGCCUGCACGAGGGGGGCGUCGACUUCGACUUCGGCCGGAUACUGAACCCCAUGGGACCUUGCGAGCUUACCCCUGCAGGAACACGGCCGUCCUGA